Molecule: messenger RNA, 3015 nt
Organism: Lemur catta (Ring-tailed lemur)
Lineage: Eukaryota; Metazoa; Chordata; Mammalia; Primates; Lemuridae
Gene: ARMC12
Product: armadillo repeat containing 12
Exons: 6
Coding region: 1863-2963 (366 amino acids)
Cellular component (GO): nucleus
Source: RefSeq, a predicted model, not a curated record
GAAUGACAUCUGAAUUGAAAACAGUUAUUCCCAAGGACAGUCAUUGACUUUAUACCGACAAAUAGACAUUCCUCUGUCUUAAUUUUUUUGUGCUGUCGUCUAGUGAAAAUGUCACCCUGGAGAUGAUGAUGACUCUCCCUCUACUCUGAAUCAUCUGAGGGCAGAACCAGAAGAAAUGGGCUUUAGAUGUACCAGGAGGAUGUUAGGUUACAGCCAAGAAAGAACUGUCUUUGGAGGUCUUUAAAGGACAGAUGUCACCACAUUUGCUUCGGGUGUGAGGGUUGCAGAAUCAACUCCAUGAGAUGGAGGGGCUGGUGACUCUGGGUCCCACUUUGUAGAAGGGCAGAGCAGGGACCUUGUCCUGUGGGAUUUAGUCUCAGCUCUGCCAGGAAGCCUUGGAACCUAAAACGACAGUUCCCAUCAGGCAGCCGUUUCCUGCCCAGAGUUCGUGGGCUGUGAGCGUGGUUGCAUGGCAAUGGCGAGGCCUCCGUGGGCCUGUGCUCACCCCUCACUGCAGGCAGUCCCUGCAGUCACUCACCUUGGGGCUGAGUAGAGUGGAAGGAAAGACCCUUGAGGAGGGCUGAGGAUGGAAGAGAGGAUGGGAAGAGAACAACCACCCAGGAGUGUUGCCCAUUUUCUGCUGCCACCUACGCGUGAUGGGCCAAGGCUCUGACUGGGCAGGCCUGGCUGGCCACAGCAUUGUUGGAGAUACUAUUUCCCUGUUUCCCCACUUCCCUCCAGCCCAGGUGCGGCCUAGGACCCAGAGCCUUCCGUCCCAGCUAUCCCAAAAGGAGCUCAAAGCCAGGCUGGUGAAGCCUUGUUCUGGUACAACCAUGCUCAACACCUGCUCUGAGCCUACCCCUAGCUUGGGGCUUGUGACUUUGCCAUUCUGUGCCAGAGUGGGGCCGGGGGCAGAGGGUGGGUGGAAGGGUCUGGUCUCACCUGCCUCAUCCUAGUGGUGGAGAUCAAGGCCUCCGAAGGUGGGCUCCCAUCCUCUGGGGUGGUGGCAUUUUCUGACUCCAGAGGGGGUCUCGGGCCUCAUCCCACUUGUGGGGAGGCUGAGAGGUGGUGCUCCCAGUUUUAGACCCACAAUGGCUGAAAGGCACAGACCUACUCAUAUUUCCAUCAUGGAGUUUUAGAGCGGCAAGUCUGGAUCCCUUCAGGUUACAAAUGCAGAAACGGAGACCCAGGCAAGGGCAGUCCCUUCCUCCUCCAGGGUCGCUCUGGUUAGAGGAGCUUGGAGCCCCAGUUUCUAGACUCUGUCAUCAUUCUGCUCCCAGUCCUCAAAGAAUGACAGAACAUGCCUUAAGUACCUACUAAGUGCAGGAGUCUUUGCAGGCUGCUGGAGUUGCAAAACAGCUGCCCUCAAGAGCUUUUUGCCAAACAUGUGAACUCCAGGGCAGCAGGCAGUUGCUGGCUUUGUCUCCAGACUCUGUGUACUUGAUAAGAUGCUCCCCUCUUCAUCAUCCAGUGGGGGCAAGGAGCCCUGCGGGAGGAAGCAGGGUCCAAGUGUAGCUCUGUGGUGGAAAGAUCACAGAUGAGAAGGCCAGAGAACCUGUGUCCCCUAAAGAAAAGGGGGUGCGAAGGACCCUCCUUCCCCCUGCCUUUUGAUUCCCCUUGAGGUCUUGAGCUUCAUCUCGUACAGCCUCUAAAGCUGAACCUUCUCUCUUUUUAAAAGGACCCCUGACUGCCCCAUUUCCUGACCACCACCCUCCAUCCCAUGGUCUCCCCAGUUUCCUUUGUUGCUUCAGUUCCGAUUCCGGUACCCUGGUUCCUGGCCCUGCCAGAGUUCUGGUUCCAGAAGGCACCUCCCAGGUGCCUUGGGCCUGCCUCCCACCCGGGCACAAGGCAACGCUGAAGACAUGGGCAAGAGCAUCCCCCAAUACCUGAGGCAACUGGACAUCCGCAAAUGCGUAGUGAGCCUGGCCACAGGCGCCGGGGCCAUCUACCUUAUCUACAAGGCCAUCAGGGAAUGCAUAAAAUGCCAACCACCCCUCUGUUCCAACUCGCCUGUCUGUAUCGCUCGUGAGUGUCCGGGCCCUGGGGAGAGGGCUCUACCCCAGGAGGCACCUGUUCCCGAGGCCUCCGAUGUGGGAGAGCCCAAAGGCCUGGCAAUCGAGCGAGAGCGGCAUGGGCGGGACUCAGGUGAGCUCCGGAGGCUUCUCAACUCUUUGGAGUGCAAACACGAUGAGUACGCCAAGAGCAUGAUCCUGCACAGUAUCACGCGCUGUGUGUACUUGCUGGAGGCUGAGGCCUCUGCUUGUACUACCGAUGACAUCAUGUUGGUGGGCAGCAUGCUGGAUGACGAGGACAACAGUGUCAAAAUCCAAGCUCUGAACUCACUUAAAGCUUUCUCUGGCAUCAGAAAAUUCAGGCUCAAAAUCCAGGAACACACCAUCAAAGUCCUGGAACUGAUCUCCACCAUCUGGGACACGGAGCUGCACAUUGCGGGCCUCAGACUGCUCAACAACCUCCCGCUGCCUGACUAUGUGCAUCCGCAGUUGCGACGGGUGAUGCCCGCCUUGAUGGAGAUCCUGCAGUCAGACUGCAUCCUGGCACAGGUGCAAGCCGUACGGUUGCUGAGCUACCUGGCACAGAAGAACGACCUCCUCUAUGAUAUUCUCAACUGCCAGGUGCACCCCAACUUCCUGAAUCUGUUCCAGUCCACCCAGCCAGGGAGUCUCCUGUUUGAGGUACUGGUGUUUGCUGAGCGGCUGAGUGAGGGCCGGAAUGCAUCCCAUUACCGCGCCGUGAAAUGGCAUUACAACGAGCAGUCUCUGCACGAAGCCCUCUUCGGGAAUGAGUCACGCCUGGCAGACCGACUGCUUGCUCUGGUCAUCCACCCCGAGGAGGAUGUUCAGAUCCAGGCCUGCAAGGUCAUAGUCAGCCUGCAGUGCCCUCCGAACUUGGGAGUCCGGCCCUCCUGCCAGGCCAGUCAUUCCUACUUUAAAAUCGGGGAAUAAAAUUAUGGAGAGCCAAUAAAUGAGUAUGGACAGAAGCUUGAAGCUUCUUAAA